Messenger RNA from Drosophila miranda, 5261 nucleotides. It is a transcript of the gene mbl, whose product is annotated as protein muscleblind. The record is from RefSeq and is a predicted model, not a curated record. Bases 910 to 3609 code for a protein of 899 amino acids. Gene Ontology annotation, molecular function: metal ion binding. Lineage: Eukaryota; Metazoa; Arthropoda; Insecta; Diptera; Drosophilidae. The transcript is spliced from 8 exons.
UCCUGCCGCUGCUUGUCGUUGCCUGUCGCUGAGGCCGUUGGUUGCGAGGAAUUUACAGUUUGUCUGUUCCGAAGCGUCGAAGAGUGCAGUGUGCCGCAGCCAGAGUUCAAGAUACAAGACACCAAAAAACCAGACAGCAAGCAGCAAGCAGCGCGCAUAGCCUAUCGAACAAUUUGUGCAAACGCCGCAUUAAAACAGUCAACAAGAAAAAAAAAGGCAGCAGAAACAAUAUUUAAAAAAAAAAAAAUUACAACAAAAAUUAUAACAAUUUCGAAAGCUGCAAAAUCCGGCAAUUGUGCAACAUUCAAGAAAGCGCGCGCGUUUACCACCAAAAGGCAACGAAAAGAAGUCGAUUGAAGUGCAAAUUGAGUGCUGGAAUAUUUUUUUUUUUCUUAAACGAAUCCUAAAUACAAAUACAACGACACGACGCGUGUGUGUUUGUCCCACCGCCGUCUCUACGCGUGUCGGUGUUUUGUGUGUGCGUGUGUGCCACUGUCAGAUCCUGAGCCAGUGUGUGUGUGACAGCAAAUAGAGAGAAGGAAUAGGAAAGAAGGCACGGAAGGAACAAGGAAAGUCCCACGCAAAAAGCCUGCCUGCCCCAUUGUUGUACCGGCAUUUUAAUGACGUCAUGUCCAGCAGCUGCUUGCAACACUAAAAGCCACAACUUCAGCCACAUCACAUCUUCCAACUCGCGCGUGUUUCGUACAGCAGCAAACUAAAUAAAUUAACAAAUACAAUUUAACAUACAACAACCAAAAGAAGAAGAAAGAAAACGAAAACGCAAAGAAACAACAAAAAGCCAACAACAAUUCAAAUACAGCAGCACAGCAGCAACAACAACAACAACAACGACUCUCGUCGCAUCAUCAGCUGGAACUACCGAAAGAUAAUGCCGCGCCACACUUAGACAUGGACAAUCUGCAGGGCCGCUGUAAUCGUGAGAAACCGCCGUGCAAGUACUUUCAUCCACCACAGCAUCUGAAGGAUCAGCUAUUGAUAAAUGGACGCAAUCAUUUGGCCCUCAAGAAUGCAUUGAUGCAACAGAUGGGCAUAGCGCCUGGCCAGCCGGUCAUAUCGGGCCAAGUGCCAGCUGUGGCCACAAAUCCAUACUUGUCCGGGAUACCGGCCAAUUCGUACAGUCCGUACUACACAACAGGACAUCUGGUGCCCACCUUGCUGGGGCCCGAUCCGUCGGCCGUGUCCGCCCAGCUGGGGCCUGUGGUGCCCCAGGCGGUGCAGGUGCAACAACAGAAAAUACCACGUUCCGACAGGCUAGAGGUGUGUCGCGAAUUCCUACGCGGCGCCUGCAAGCGCGCCGAAUCCGAAUGCCGGUUCGCCCACCCGCAGGAGAGUGUCGCCCGCCACGACGAUGGCUCGAUCACGGUAUGCAUGGACGCCGUUAAGGGACGGUGUGCCCGUGAACCCUGCCGCUACUUUCAUCCCCCCCUGCACCUACAGGCACAAUUAAAAGCGGCCCAAACACGCGCCACCGCUGUCGCUGCUGCAGCUGCGAUGGAUGUUAAAACGGUUGGUUCAUUUUACUAUGAAAACUUCCAAUUCUCUGGAAUGGUACCAUUCAAACGUCCAGCUGGAGAGAAGUCUGGCAUUCCAGUGUAUCAACCCGGUGCGACUACGUAUCAGCAGCUAAUGCAGCCCUAUGUUCCAGUCUCAUGUGAGUAUCCCCAACAACAACAACAACUACAACAACAACUACAACAACAUCAACAACAACAACCACAACAACAACAACAACAACAAGUACUACUACUACAACAACAACAACAAUUAGCGUUAAGUAGCGCCAUAACAACAACAACUACAACAGCAACAACAACAGCCAGUAAUAAUAUUAUUAACAACAACAACAACAACAACAGCAGCAAUAACAAUAACGCCAUUCACGUAAAUGCUGUAAUUGCUACUGCCAUCAAUCCAUCAAUCACAACCGCAUCAAUCGAUCAAUCAGCUGCUGCAGCAGAUAAACCCACUAAUAAACCCAGUGACGAUGGUCACGAUAACGAUACCGAUAACGAUAACGAUAAAGCUGACGGUGAUGCUGCUGACGAAAAAGAGAAUGAUAUUCCAAAAGACACUGACGAUCACAAUGAAACAUCGAAGCCAAACCCAAGUCCCCCUUCAAUCGAUUGUAAUGCAACACAAACAAUUGCAACAGCAGCAGCAGCUACAGCUGCCACAGACUCUGACCCAGACGCACAGGAGACACAGACAGCAGCAGUGGCCACCUCAUCCAGUGAUAGCUCUCCCGCCUCCUGUCCAAGCCCACCCACUGACAGCAGCCUGCUGCCCCUGCCGGUGCCCCAGCCACCCAAUGGCGACAAUAACAAUUACCUGUCCUAUAUCAAUAACAAUUUAACCAACGGCCAACGGAUCAAGUCCGCCAGUCCGCCCGAAGAGCCACUCAAUGAGGAGACAGACCAGGCCCCAACAGCAGCUGGGGCCACCCUGACCUCGCCUCCGCGUGGCUAUAGCAAAUAUAACGGCGAUGCCUACCAGAGGGCCAGCAAUGCCGCGUACUCCAUGAAUGGCCACAGCACUGGGAUACUGCCCACGCCCACCAGCACCUCGCCCACAGUGACGUAUCAGUCCCAGGCUCAGGCCCAGGCUCAGGCCCAGGCACAGGCACAGGCCCAGGCCCUGGCACAGGCACAGGCCAAUAUGCAGCGCAUCAACUAUGCCAUGCCCGCCUACAGCUAUGCCAAUUUGUACUCGCCCUACAACAGCGGCACCUCCUCCAUCGUGAGCAUCGCCGGCAACACGCCCUCCUAUGUCCAGGCCCAAAUGCAGCAGCAGCAGCAGCAGCAGCAGGCCCAAGCCCAGGCCCAGGCCCAGGCUCAGGCCCAGGCUCAGGCACAGGCGGCCUAUGCUCAGCAGGCUUAUGCCGCAUAUGCGGCCGCUGCAGGACUCACGCACACACAGCCAACGGCAGCCGCUGGCGGCUACUAUGCCGAUCCCGCUGCCCUGGCCAAGGAGGUGGCCCAAAAGAACUACGCCCUCAAGGUGGCCAGUGCCGCAUCGGCGGCGGCGGCGGCGGGCAAGUCGGGAUCCCAUUCGGCGGCCGCCUACACAGGCAUGACCCUCAACAAGGGAUUUGUGUCAGCUGCAGCUGCCCCGCAGCCCGUUCAGUCGCCACAGCCGCAGGCCGUCUCCAUGGCCACCCUGCUGCAGAUGCAGGCCCAGGCCCAGGCCCAGGCUCAUGCCCAGGCCCAUGCCCAGAUGCGCCAGAUGGGAUCCUUGCCCAAUUCGGGCAUGUCCACGCCCAUGGCGCCUGGCACGCCCCUCCGCUCGGGCAGCGCUGGCGGUGGCCAGGCGCCGCAGUACGUGUCGGGAGCUGCGGCCGCCUCUGGCGCCCUGAUGCGUGCCCCCUCCCCCAUGCAGUAUGCCGGAGCCCAGGGCUACUUUUAUCCGGGCGUAAUGUCCGCUCCGGCCGCAGCCGCCGCCGCCGCCGGAUAUGCGGCCUAUGCCAUGCCCUCGAGUCAGGCGGCAGCGGCGCAGCAGUAUGCAGCAGCAGCAGCAGCAGCUGCCGCCGCUGCGGCCGCCCAGGGGGCAGCCCCAGGUCAGAAUCCCUACAAGAAGAUGAAGACGUCCUAAAAAGGGACCCCCAUUACCCCCCCCCCCCCCCCCCCCACACACACACACAAGCAAAAACUGUACUUAAAAGCUCUCCCGUCACACAUCGAAGACGUGAGAAAUAUGUGCCUCAGAAGUAGAACGAUUAGACUUUAGUUGUUAGACACCACCACCCCCCCCCCCCCCCACACGAUCGCGCACAAGAAGGCUUUGAAAAAGCUCUCCUCACUAACACACGCGCGCAUGCUGCCCUGCCCCCCGGCCCCCGCCCCCUGACUUACUAACACAAAUGCCGCGCAGCUUGCAACGAACGAAAACUCUUUUGCCAUUAAGUUAUUAACGAAAGGAAACACAAACCUCACUGUGGACUUGUAAGGUAUUGCCAUUACUCUCAAAUGCAAGACAACGAAGAAGAGAAGCUUUCGAAAAGCUUUCAGAGAGCAGAGACACACGACAAGAAGAAGAAGAAGAAAAAGAAGAAGAAGAAGAAGAAGAUGAUAGAUUUACUUAAGUUCCUUCUCUGGUUAGAAAUUAGUCAAACACUAAACAGAAACAAAAGAAGAUAAGAAUAGGGAGAUCGGCAAAGGCAAUGUGAUAGCACACCCCCCCUCCCCCUCGCCCUCCCCCACCCAGCACACCAAACAAAUACGAAAAAAUCAAUCCCAGCUGCUGCUGCUGCUGUUGCUGUUGCAGUCGCACUCACUCACGCCAGAAUGAGCGCUCUCUCUCUCUCGAUGAGCUGGCUCUCUGAAAGCUCUAUACAGAUCCGCCUGCUGCUGCUGUUACUGUUACUGUUGCUGUUGCAGUCGCACCCGCAUAAAUGCAGUAACCGUUCCUCUAUUGCUCUUCACCCGUCAUCUGUUGAGCGCGCUCUCGCUAUCGCUGUCUCUCCUUAAAUGUUUACAUAGAUAGCGGCCAUAAAUAUCGUGAAUGCUGUUGUAAUUGUUUUAAUUAAAUUGUUGAGCAACGAGAGAAUUGUGCAUAACGUAACGGAAUAUUGUCUAGUUAUAUAGAAAUACUACUACUUAUACGAUAUACAUACAUCAUAGCUGUACGUGCUGUAUGCUGCUACUAUCUACUAUAUUUAUACACACCCCCACAGCCCACACCCCACACACUCUGUACUCUUCUAACACACACACACACGCUCAUUCGCUCAUACACCCAUACACCCAUACAGACUCUGUAAGAGAAGAAAGAACGAUCUGUAAUCGUAUAUUUAAAGCCUUACUAAACACAGAUAUCAUUCUCUAACACACACACACACACGCACACUCUGACACCUGUUAAGCCACCCAUCAAAAUUAAUUAAUUCAUUAAUCAACAUUAUGUUUGUCAAAAAUUUAAACCCAAAAAAAGAAGUAUGUAAAACUUUUCUUUUUCAUUUUCGUUCACACACACCCACACACCCACACACACUUUAUCGCUAUCUUUCAAUGUAUUUGUAAAUGUUUGUUCUUUCUGUAAUCAAAUGUUAAAAAGAAUAAAAUCAUUGGCAAACAGAAUUAAGUUUUUUUUUUAAGUUAGAUCUCUCGUGUGAUUAUCAGUUUAUCAGUUUCUCUCUCGCUCUCUCUCUCUAUUCUACAUAUGUAAUUUUUUUUUUAUUUAUAUAUAUUUUAUGUAAAAGAAACCAGUUUUUAAUGUAGUUAUUACAUAAAUAAUUUAUUAAGAAA